UCAUAACUUGACAAGUAGUAGUUCUUUUCCCACACACACAGGGGCUGAAAAAAUUACUGAAUUUGAAGGCAAGAUAUUUCUAUUUCAAGGCAAGUUGAAGAUCGUAGAUCUUAUUUUCGUAAAAAUAAGAUCAAUUCUCAAUUUUACAAUAGAUUUCAAAGGAUCAAUUGUCCUCCAUAGUUUUCAGUUUCACUCACCGUAUAGUACACACAAAAAGAAAGGUUUCAGAAACGGGUUCAUGGUGAUUCUUCAUCAUCGAUAGAUAGUCGACAAUCUUCAACAUUACUUUACUACUCUCCAAGAAAGUGAAAUCGUCUCCGUGCAUUCUUGUCAUCUAUCUGUUCAUCCUGGGCUCAGGUUUUAAUUUGAGAAAUGCAGUGAGAAUGGAUCACAUCAGGUUGUAGACAUCGUUCUGAUUCAAAUUACCGCACCAGUAUAUCGAGGUUGUGUUGGAAAUAUAUACUGAAUAGUGAGUACUGAUGAGUGAUGAGGACUACCUCAUCUGAAGAAAUACUGUAUCAACACUGUCAGUAAGGAAAGCAUAAUGCGAUGGAAGGAACACAAGGCCAGUAUUAUUCGUCCAGUCCACCUGAGUCUUCCUUACCUCAUGACAGUGCUGGGAGGUCUUACUUCAAUGGGCAAGUUAGUCGUGGGCCUCAUAUAUCAGGCUUGAAAAAGAGAGGUCACGGAAGUCGCUCAUGGAUAAAAAUUGAUCAGGAUGGAAAUUCUGAGACCAUGACUCUUGAAAAGGCCACUAUUAUGAGACAUUGUUCUUUGCCUUCUAGAGAUCUCCGGCUAUUGGAUCCGAUGUUCAUAUAUCCUUCUACAAUAUUAGGACGGGAGAAGGCUAUUGUGGUCAACCUUGAGGAAAUCCGGUGUGUAAUCACUGCUGAUGAGGUCUUCCUAAUGAACUCGUUGGAUGGUAGUGUUGGUCAGUACAGGUCAGAAUUAUGCAAUCGCCUUCAGAAAGAAAAAUCUGAGGAUCUACCUUUUGAAUUUAGGGCACUGGAGUUGGCUGUGGAAUUGACAUGCACAUCUUUAGAUUCUCAGGUAAAAGAUCUGGAAAUGGAAAUAUAUCCUGUAUUAGAUGAACUAGCCUCAACUAUCAGUACUCUCAAUCUAGAACGUGUUCGAAGAUUUAAAGGUCACCUCCUUGCUUUGACUCAGAGAGUUCAGAAGGUUCGUGAUGAAAUAGAACAUCUCAUGGAUGAUGAUGGUGACAUGGCGGAGAUGUGCCUGACCGAGAAAAGGAGAUCAGAUACUUACCUUUCAAAUGAUGGUUUCCAGACUCGUACACCAGGUACAGAGACUUCAAAAUCCGCUCCUGCUUCACCUGAGCGAUCACUUAGUGGGGUCCAGAUAUUGCAAAGGGCAUUCAGCAGUAUUGCAAAUUCUAGUAAACAUGGUAGUUCAAUAGGUUCGUCUGAUAAUGGUGAAAGGAUUCAGCCACUGGAAAUGUUGCUGGAAGCAUACUUCGUCGUCAUUGAUAAUACUCUUAACAAAUUAUUGUCGCUCAAAGAGUAUAUUGACGACACAGAAGAUUUUAUCAACAUAAAAUUGGGAAAUAUUCAAAACCGCCUGAUACAGUUUGAGUUACUUCUUACAGCAGCUACAUUGGUAGCUGCAGUAUUUGCUGCUGUGGCAGGAGUAUUUGGAAUGAACUUUGAAACAACAGUUUUUGACUAUCCAUCUGGAUUCCAUUGGGUUUUGGUAAUUACUGGGAUAGCUUGUGUGGCAUUGUAUUUCUCCUUCCUAUUCUAUUUUAGGUACAAGAAAGUGCUUCCAGCUUAAACUUCAACAGCGAUAAAUUGAUUGUGCAUUACAUCAAAAGCCAGAUUGGUCAAGGUGACCCUUGCAACUAUAUUGAUAUACACAUAUAUCUGCUUGUGGUAGAUAAUCUACACACUUCUUUAACAUUGAAGCUUUGACAAUUUCAUUAAAAAUCAAGACGCCAGUGUUACACUCGAGCAACUGUCCAUGGUGCAGGCCAAGAUGUCUCUAUAAUCCCGUGAUAUUUUGAAGGAGUCAUAAACCUUGCCAUCUCUGCUCUUCUUGUACUCAAACACCAAAUUUGAAUGAUCCAAUGCUGUUAGUUUUACAAAACCAUAAUCAUAGUCUUUAAAGAUGCUCCAUUUGGUUUUGAGGGAUGUAUAUGUUGAAAGGAAUGCCCCAGCACCACCAGCAACAAUGUGUAUGGUCCCAUUUAAGGUUCCCUUAUAAUGGUGUUUCUCAUCAUUAGUGCAGAUAUUCUGUUGCAACAUGUAAAAGAAAGUACUUGUUAGUAUAGAGAAUAUGCAUAUUCUCACCUAGUUGCAGUUUUAAAUGUUGUUAUUAGAUUCUUCUCAUUUUUCUCAAGAACAGCAUAUAGUAAGGAACUUAGCAUUUGAAAUACCUAAUGAUUAACUGUGA
Molecule: messenger RNA, 2409 nt
Organism: Lotus japonicus
Lineage: Eukaryota; Viridiplantae; Streptophyta; Magnoliopsida; Fabales; Fabaceae
Product: magnesium transporter MRS2-5
Exons: 7
Coding region: 550-1791 (413 amino acids)
Biological process (GO): magnesium ion transport
Molecular function (GO): magnesium ion transmembrane transporter activity
Source: RefSeq, a predicted model, not a curated record